AUGCUUCUCAAAGCCUUGGGAUUGAAUGGAAGACCAAAACCAGUCUCUCCUGGCCCCGUACCAAACGCACUUUGGAAAAUCUUUGAGGCAGGAAUAGAUACAGAGAAUCCUUGUAGGAUUGAGGGCUUUCACGUUCCAGGGAACAUUGUGAGAUCCUACCGAGAUCAAGGACCUUUCAUCUCCAAUGAAGUACCACACAAGUCCUUGUGCUUCAAGAAACAUCUCUUCUUUGACCUUUCUGUAAUUGAGAAAAAGGAGCAGGUGACCUUUGGCCAACUUGAGAUCAAGUUCAAGCACAAUACAUAUCAUGGACACGAGUUCCAGCUUCGUUUGUACCGUCCACUCCAUAUGUCUUUAAAGGUAAUGCGAGACCACCAUACAAACAGGAAAAUUCUUUUUGCACAGUCCUUUCGUCUACUUCACAAGUCUCUUAAUUUCAAUCUGACAAAGGUAGCACAGGACUGGACCACCUCUGAGAACAAUAUGGGUCUAGUUAUGGAAAUAUUUGCAGGUGACGAAGAAACAGUUAACAAAUUGUCCCAACUGUGUGAACAAAUUCAUUCUUUUGUCCACAUCUCUCUGGUUACAGUAUCACUUGACGCUACUAGCUGCAAAGCCUCGAGAUCCAAAAGAAGUGCAGAGUCGUCAUUGCCAACUCCCAGUAACAUAUGCUCAAAAAGGCGUCUCUACAUUGACUUCAAGGAUGUUGGCUGGCAAAACUGGGUUAUUGCUCCACGAGGCUACAUGGCCAACUACUGUCAUGGAGAGUGCCCUUACCCACUGACAGAGAUGCUUAAAGGUACCAACCAUGCUGUGCUACAGACAUUGGUGCACUCUAUAGAGCCAGACAUCACACCACUCCCUUGUUGUGCUCCCACUAAGCUAUCACCCGUCGUCUCUAUGCUAUAUUAUGAUAACAAUGACAAUGUUGUGCUAAGACAUUAUGAGGACAUGGCUGUAGAUGAUUGUGGGUGCAAAUAA
This is a messenger RNA of Staurois parvus, 981 nucleotides long. The record is from the annotation of a GenBank genome assembly. Lineage: Eukaryota; Metazoa; Chordata; Amphibia; Anura; Ranidae.